Penicillium malachiteum is the source of this 2049-nucleotide messenger RNA. Its product is annotated as dipeptidyl peptidase IV/CD26 N-terminal domain-containing protein. The record is from RefSeq and is a predicted model, not a curated record. The coding region runs from base 1 to 2049 and encodes 682 amino acids. The transcript has a single exon. Lineage: Eukaryota; Fungi; Ascomycota; Eurotiomycetes; Eurotiales; Aspergillaceae.
AUGCGAGCCUCCUUCGCUCUGGUGGCCGGCCUUGCCGCUGGUCAGGUUUGGGCUGGGUGUCCCUAUGGCUUCGACAAAAGAGCAGAUGCCGACCAUGCCAAACUCCAAGCUCACGCCAAUAUGCGCCGAAACCUCCCUUCCUCAACAAUACCUUCAUCUGGAACUCCAACCCCCAGUAGUGAUGCUGCUGAUACCAAGGGCAUCUUUCUGAUGAAUCGAAUUGCGCCCGGAACAUCAAAAUUGUACAUCUCCAAUGUCGACGGCUCUGAUGAACGCGAACUUCUCUCUGAUCCUGUCUUCGAGUACCAUGCUUCAUUCUCUCCCGAUGGAGAAUGGAUUACAUUCACAAGUGAACGCAAUGGCGAUGGCAAUGCUGAUAUUUAUCGCAUUCGCCCCAAUGGAUCCGACCUUGAGCCAUUGGUAACCACACCCUAUGUUGAGGACUCUGUGAUUGUAUCUCCCAAUGGACGUCACGCUGCCUAUGUCUCUACCGCGAACAAUAUGAAAGCCAAUAUCUGGAUCAGGGAUUUGAUUACUGGUGAUAAAUGGAACGUUACAGACAUUCCCAUCACCGCCUCCAACAAGUCACUGAUGAUGGGUUAUUUCCGCCCGGCUUGGUCUCCUGAUGGAGAAUGGCUCGCAUUCUCAUCGGAUCGCAACACUCAAUACAGCGGGCAUGGAGUACCGACCUACCUGGGUCUUACUGGCUGGGAAACGACACAAGAGCUUUCAAUUUACGUGAUCCGGCCCAACGGCACCGACUUCCGCAAAAUAGUUUCAAAGCCAUACUACUGUCUGGGUUCUCCUAAGUGGUCACUGGAUGGCAAACGCCUCGUCUACUACGAGAUGACACGUGAAAACACAUACAAUGCACACAGCGAAUUUACUCUUUCAUCAGCAAACUCUACUAUUUUGUCAGUCGAUGUUGAGACAGGAGAGGAUAUCAGAGUGGAAGCUGCUGGUGAUGGUGUCAAAGUCUUCCCUCAAUACAUUGACAACAAUGGCACGAUCGCUUAUCUGCUGAAGAGCGGUACCGACACUGAAGGCUUUUAUACCACGUCUGGCCAGUUUGUGAACUACACUGGCACCGUCCGUUCUCCCUCUUGGUCCCCUGAUUUCAAACAGGUAGUAUACGAGAAAACAACCUGGGUAAUCCGUGACGCCUACAAGCAACUAUAUAGCUUUGAUCCGGAAUGGGACUAUCGCUUCACUGAUGUCUUCCCUCAAUACUCCUCUGUUGACAAUCGAGUUGUUAUUACCCAGAAGCAACUUGGUAACUCAUCUAUUGUGACAUUCAACACCACAGGAGGAAACCUGGGUCUGGUCUAUGAUCCAAGCACAGCUGACUUUCUGACAUCAUCAGAGACUUCUGGAGCCGCGGCCUAUAACCCGAACUGGUCUCGCGAUGGUGAAUGGGUUGUUUUUGGUGUCGGCUUCUGGUUUGAAACCCGAGAAACAUCCGGCGGAUGGAUUGUGAGAGCAACUGCCAAUGGCUCUUACUCCGAGGUCCUUGUUGAUAGUGCAUACUCUAUCGAGAACAGCACAGUCCUCAACAACGGCUUCCCUAGCUUUUCUCACGAUGGCAAAAAGGUUGUCUACCGAGUUUGGGGUGCUGACACCGCAACCUACGGCAAUAAAUCAGAGAUCGGAUUACGCAUUUUGGAUCUUGAGACCAGGAAAACGACUGUUCUGACUACAGAAUGGGAUAAUCUUCCUGAAUAUUCUCCCGAUGGAGAACUCAUCCUCUUCACGCGGAAAACAAGCACAUUCAACUAUGAUGUCUGUACCAUUCGUCCUGAUGGAACCGACCUCAAAGUGCUGACUAGCAGUGGUGCCAAUGACGCUCAUGCUGUGUGGUCUCACGACGGUCGGAUUAUGUGGUCGACCGGCAUGAACGGCUUCCGAUAUGAGUGUGCGCUCUACGAUAACACUUUUCAGCCGUAUGGUCAGAUCAUGAUCAUGGAUAAGGAUGGGUCGAACAAGACACCUCUGUCAGACUCUAUGUGGGAAGACUCCAUGCCACUUUAUCUACCCAAUUUUGUUCUCUGA